Caenorhabditis briggsae is the source of this 330-nucleotide messenger RNA. The record is from RefSeq and is a predicted model, not a curated record. NCBI's taxonomy places the organism in Eukaryota, Metazoa, Nematoda, Chromadorea, Rhabditida, Rhabditidae. The coding region runs from base 1 to 330 and encodes 109 amino acids. The transcript has 2 exons.
AUGUACCAUAACUUGAACAUGUUCAACCUAUCCUACAUCUUUUUAUGCGCUCUUGCAUUCUCUGCUUUCGCUGCUCCAAUCAAGUAUCCAACUGAAGAAGAAUCGAGAGCCGAGUUGACAGCAGCUGGAAUGACUCAAGCAAGUAUUGAUGGAUUGGAUGCAUUGACUAAAAGAUUCACUUCUGGAUUCCCGUUGGUUCAAUCCAACAAAGAAGCAACAGAUAAAUUCAUUGCUGAAUACACAACUGAUGCUCAGAACUUCAUCAAAUCCAUGCCUGACAAUGAUCAGACCAUCUACAAUAACUAUUUGAAGAAAUAUGGACUCGCUUAA